Monosiga brevicollis MX1 is the source of this 1038-nucleotide messenger RNA. RefSeq lists its product as uncharacterized. Lineage: Eukaryota; Choanoflagellata; Craspedida; Salpingoecidae. The record is from RefSeq and is a predicted model, not a curated record. The coding region runs from base 1 to 1038 and encodes 345 amino acids. The transcript has 5 exons.
AUGGAGCAGCGCCGCUUGCUCUUCGCUCUGCUAAGCCUUCUAUGGCUCCUAGAAGCAGCGGGCAACGCAUGCAGCCCCAGCCUUUGUGCUGAUGACGCCGAUCAGGUUUGCCUGCAGCUGGUGGCGGGCAAUGCCUCAUCGUGCCUUUGCGCCGCCAGCUACAGCAACGCCAGUGAUGCAAGCAACUAUACGCCCAUCCUGGUGGGCGUGGGCGUAGUCGCCCUCUGUCUGCUUCUAGUUCUUUUGUUCAUCAUUCUCCACCGCCGACCCCGCGCCACCCCAUCAUCCCAACGACGAGCCCGCCAAGAUGCCCAGAAUGAUUUUGACAACGACUGGCAAGCCUGGCCCUCCACGCCCAAACUCAAGCGUGCCACUUCACAGCGCACCAGCUGUACUUGGUUGCUCCCCCAAGAGAGAUCGCCAAUGACCGAAGGUUUGGACAACACCGUAACCACUGAAUUGACUGUAGCUGAGGAGGAGGGGACUCCGUUUUUUGAUGGGAAUGAUCAGCCGCAUCUGGGCCGUGAGGGUCGUAGCGAGAAUCCCCUGGCCCGAAUCAUGCUCAAUUGGAGCAGCCAUGAGCAGAAGCCAACAAACAUACCUGGCCCCCUUGACACUAUCAGCCGCUCCAGCUUCAGUGUUUCAUUGUGUGGAGAUGAUGACGCGCAAGUGGGCAAUGAUGUGGAUGCCCAUGCCCUGUGGCUGGACAGCAUCAGCCAAACCAGCCUGCCCCUCGCCACCCUUGAGCCCCCCGUAGCCGACCAGACCGAUCUAGACUUUGACAUUGACAUUGAUGCAGUCGACUCGGAGGAUGAGCUCUUGAUGCUCGAGGCUCGCCGCGAGCUGGGAGAGCUGACGGUCCGACUUCAACAACAAGCCCAGCAAGUUCCCAUGCCGACAACCUUCAACCCCAUGGCUAGCGGCUUUCAUCCUUUUGCUAUAGCCUCUCCCUUGGCAGACAACCCAUCUCGAUCCCGACCCCGACCGCCACCUGGAGAAACCAUAACAGUCUUUGGCAACACCUUCACGUGGCUUUAG